Messenger RNA from Arabidopsis arenosa, 518 nucleotides. The record is from the annotation of a GenBank genome assembly. NCBI's taxonomy places the organism in Eukaryota, Viridiplantae, Streptophyta, Magnoliopsida, Brassicales, Brassicaceae.
UGUGAAUGUUUCCGUGGGCCUAUCAUCAUUGUCGUCUCUCACAAGUCGCAACACAGAGAGAGAUGGCGACGGCGUCGUUUAGGUGGAUCUUGCAGCUACACAGAGACGUACCAAAAGCGGCUCGAUUCUACGAGAAAGGUCUCGAUUUCUCCGUCAAUGUCGUCACCUUACGUUGGGCUGAACUUCAUUCUGGUCCUCUCAAGCUAGCUCUUAUGCAAUCUCCCAGCGAGCAUGUGAUGAGUGAGAAGGGAUACUCUUCCUUACUAUCGUUCACUGUGGCAGACAUUAAUUCAACAAUCUCUAAACUUAUGGAAUUAGGAGCUGAACUCGAUGGCUCUAUCAAAUACGAAGUCCAUGGCAAGGUUGCUUCUGUGAGAUGUCUUGAUGGUCAUGUGCUCGGUCUCUAUGAACCUUCAUAGAUUAUCAAUUUAUCAGUUCAUGCCUUUUUGCUGUUCGAUUAUAUCAUAGUGGGUUUGUUUUUCAUGUUUCGACCCGUUUAAUAAUAAGAUCAUCUUAAG